This is a messenger RNA of Schizophyllum commune H4-8, 751 nucleotides long. RefSeq lists its product as uncharacterized. The coding region runs from base 128 to 508 and encodes 126 amino acids. The transcript has a single exon. NCBI's taxonomy places the organism in Eukaryota, Fungi, Basidiomycota, Agaricomycetes, Agaricales, Schizophyllaceae. The record is from RefSeq and is a predicted model, not a curated record.
GGCAACUUCAGCUGCCUUUGAGGAUGGUCGUGCUCAACCUGCGACCUCUUGACACUGACAGGGCCUUCAUCAAUUUGCGCGUGCUGUGGCUCUAGGUCGUAAAGCCUGCGACAUAGGAUCAGACUGAAUGAAGGCUAUUCAUCAGUUCAUGGCCAUUCCCAGUAAUUCGAACCACCAGCCUGCCUGGCUUUUCAUUUCCGCCUCCUACGGUCACGGACUCCCUCCUCGUUACCUGAGAGCAGAUUUCUCGCCGCAGUAUUCACGGACACCUUUCCUCCGUAGUCUUAGCCGACUCGCCACCGCAAUUGCGGUUGUAUUGUUACGGCUCGCCUGCGCAUUGUCUGCGCACGUUGCCAUUGUCCGCCUCCUGGCCACCUCCCUCAUAUCCCGCCGCCACCGCCCUCGGAGCUCAGCCUGCCGAUCUCGUCAUGCCAUACAUACCUUCGCGGACUCACCUUCCACCCUUCUCGUACGCGGCUCCGCCCCUUCUCCUUCCUGCGGCGCUUAGCGGGGAUCGUCGUCCCGGUUCAAGGGAAGUCGUACUCUGGUUCGAUGGAAGAGCUGGUUUAUUACGAGACGAUCUAAUUGUGUUCAAUUAUACUCUGCUUAGGCGCUUAACGAGACUUCCAGCGCUUCCAGGGAUUUGUGAGCGCCUCCUUUGAAGCGCUCGAGCUAACUCCUACCCGAGGCCCUCGGCCGCGCGCGACAAUCACACUCGGCCGAGGGACCGGGCUGCAGUGCUAGGCGAGAG